Messenger RNA from Dermacentor silvarum, 8125 nucleotides. RefSeq names its product unconventional myosin-Vb (gene dachs). NCBI's taxonomy places the organism in Eukaryota, Metazoa, Arthropoda, Arachnida, Ixodida, Ixodidae. Bases 543 to 3995 code for a protein of 1150 amino acids. Gene Ontology annotation, cellular component: cytoplasm; myosin complex; vesicle. The transcript has 24 exons. The record is from RefSeq and is a predicted model, not a curated record. Gene Ontology annotation, molecular function: cytoskeletal motor activity; actin filament binding; ATP binding. Gene Ontology annotation, biological process: actin filament organization; vesicle transport along actin filament.
GUGCGUUUCUGGCUCCCUGGAUUUGUUCUUCGGGCUCGUCGAACGUGCGCAGCAGCCAGUGCCGCGCGUGAAUGAGUUCUUCUCCCCAGCUCGACGGGGAGCAUGCCGUCGUCCGAACCCGACUCAGGUCCGGACUCGGCGCUCCCGCCCGGAGAUCGUGGCCGUCGACCGGUGCUCGGCGAGGGCUGCGCGGCUUCUGAUUUGAGCGCGACCGCUCUCCGCCGCGAUACCCUCCGUUUCGGCCGGUGCUUGCGGCUCGCGCCGUCUCCUUUGUCUUCUUCGGCUUCGAACCGGAGCCCGCGUGGAUUUGGCGUUCAUCGUGGCGUCGAAGACGUGAGGUGCCGUCCGUCGCCACUCUGCUCCCGCUGGCCCGAGGAGUCCGUUGUUGCGCCGCGUUCUGUGCCAGCAGUGCUCGGUGUGGUGGCCUCGGCAACGGCCGGUGUCUGUGUCGGUUCGCGCGCUUCUCGCUUGCGGCAGCGACGCUGGUCGCACCCUGACGAGGCGGCAGCUCGGCGGCGGUGCUCAUCCGGCCGCCCGUCGUCAUGGCAACGCUAGGCUUGUCCAAGGUGUUCAUACUGGACAAGUACUUCGCCGAGUUGCAGAAGUUUUGGGAGACGGAGCGCAAACUGCAGGAUGCGUCCUCGUCCAACGAGGCGGUGCACCUGCAGCAGAGGCUCAAGAGUCUCAGCUGCGAGCUCGUGACCCUGCGCAACCGCCUGCACGUCACCGAGGCCGGUGGGGGACAGCAGCCGCAGGUCGCGACGUCACCGCCGGCCUCUUCGGUGGCCAUCCUGCAGGAUGCCUCGGCCGCAGCAGCGCGGGUCGGAUCCGGGGCCUCCGCGGCACCGGUGUCGCAGGCGACCGCGGGGCUGGCGCCCGGAGUCGGGGCCAUCGGCUCGCCACCCGCAUCGGCCACCGCCGGUGGUGUCUCCCCGGGUGCCGCCAUCGUGGAUCCCAGCCAUGUGCCCGUGGGAGACGGUGGCCCCAUGUCCCACCCGCAGCCACCCACCGUGCCCCACCCGGCGCUCAAGGACAAGCACGUCCUUCAGCAGGGAAACGCCACGCAUCCCUACGGGCAAGGUGACGUGAACACCGCCAAGCUAGCGGCGUGCAGAGCCAGCUCCGGUGUCGUUCCGGGGCCACCGGCCGGAGCAGCCACGGUGGCCGCGGUGCACCACCAGGGUGCCAAAUCGUGCGCAGAGGUGCGCGACCUCAUUCACCUGCCCGGCCCGCUGACCGAGGACGCUGUGCUCAGGACGCUCCAUGCGAGGUUCUUCAGCCGAGAGUACUUCACCAACGUGGGUCCCAUCCUGGUGUCGGUGAACGCGUACCAGGACACCGGCAACCCACUGACGCUCCGCAGCGCCCACGCGGCCUCCCGGUGUCCUCAGCUGCUGCAGGUGGUACACGAGGCGGCCAGGCAGCAGGCCGAGACCGGCUACCCGCAGGCCAUCAUCCUUAGUGGUGAGAACGGCAGCGGCAAGACGUACGCGUCGAUGGUUCUUCUUCGCCAGCUGUUCGACGUGGCCGGCGGCGGAUGCGAGACGGACGCCUUCAAGCACCUGGCAGCCGCCUUCACCGUGCUGCGCUCACUGGGCUGCGCCAAGACGCAGCAGAACGCGCAAUCUAGUCGCAUCGGUCACUUCAUCGAGGUGCAAGUGACCGACGGUGCCCUGUACAGGACCAAAAUUCAUUGCUACUUCCUAGACCAGACGCGGGUGGUGCGGCCGCUUCCCAACGAGAAGAACUACCACAUCUUCUACCAGAUGCUCGCCGGCCUCAACCAGGAGGAGAGAGGCAAACUGCACCUGGACGGGUACUCGGUGCAGAAUCUGCGCUACCUGAACCGCGGUGACGUCAGCCAGAACGAGGCGCAGGACGCCGCGCGCUUUGAAGCCUGGAAGACGUGCCUGUCAGUUCUGGGCAUCCCGUUCCUGGACGUGGUCCGCGUGCUGGCGGCCGUGCUGCUGCUGGGCAACGUGCAGUUCUCAGACUCUGACCACCACCAGCUGGAGCCCAAGGGUGGCGAGGUCAAGGCGGUCGCCUCCCUGCUCGGCGUCGCCAGCGGCGCGCUCUUCCAGGGACUGACGUCACGGACCCGGUCCGUUCGUGGUCAGCUCGUCAAGACCGCCUCGGACGCCGGCACGGCGAGCCAGGUUCGCGACGCACUGGCCAAGGCCCUGUACUGCCGCACCGUGGCCACCAUCGUGCGGCGCGCCAACAGCCUCAAGCGCAUGGGGUCCACCUCGGGGACGCUCAGCUCUGACUCUAACGAGUCGGUCCACAACCACACAGACACCGGUAGCCAGCACGCGUCAACGAUCGGCUCGAGCGGCGCCAAGUCUUCGAAGUCGAUGAGCGUGCUCAACUCGGCCGUGCGCCAUGCUACGGAUGGAUUCAUCGGCAUCCUCGACAUGUUCGGUUUCGAGGAUGUCAAGUUGAGCCAGCUGGAGCACCUGUGCAUCAACCUGUGCGCCGAGACGAUGCAGCACUUCUACAACACUCACGUGUUCAAGAGCAGCAUGGAGGCGUGUCGCGAAGAAGGCGUCUUAGCCGACCUCGAGAUCGAGUACGCUGACAACGUGCCCUGCAUCGACCUCAUCUCCUCGCUGCGCACCGGUUUGCUGAGCAUGGUGGACGUGGAGUGCUCGCUACGCGGUACACCCGAGACCUACGUCCAGAAGGUCCGCAUGCAGCACAAGACUAGUCCCAGGUUCUUCGAGGCCAAGUGCGGCAGCGCUGCUUUCGGCAUCCGGCACUAUGCGGGCAACGUGACCUACGAGGCGUCGGGAUUCCUCGAGACCAACCGAGACGUGGUUCCCGACGACGUUGUGGCCGUCUUCCACCGCAGUUCCUGCACGUUCGGCUUCGCCACGCACCUCUUCGGCAGUGAGCUCAAGGCGCUGUUCGCCGAUGGUGUCGCUCCUCGCGGUGUCUCCUUCAGGGUAUCUCCGACAGCGCACACAGAGCUGCAAAAUGGCGACGAGCCCGUGUCCACGCUAACCCAGGACUUCCACACACGACUGGACAACCUGCUGCGGACCCUGGUCCACGCCAAGCCACACUUUGUCCGCUGCAUACGGGCCAACAAGCACGAGCAGCCCGGUCACUUUGAGCGCACCGUGGUGAUGAAGCAGCUCAGGGCGCUGCAGGUGCUCGAGACAGUCAACCUCAUGGCUGGAGGUCUGCCACACCGGAUGCGCUUCAAGGCCUUCAACGUGCGCUACCGCCUCCUGGCACCUUUCAAGAUACUCAAGAAGACGGAGGACAAGGCAGUUGGAGAUUGCAAGCUCAUCCUGGAGUACUUCAGUCAGGCGAUCGAGAACGUCAAGCUGUCCAAUGCUGCUGUCAACUGGGCUCUGGGCAAGAGACACAUCUUUCUCAGUGAGAAUGCCCGGCAGCAACUGGAGAACCUCCGUGAGGGGCGGCGGCAUGCGGCUGCCGUUCUCAUACAGGCAGUGUGGCGUGGCUGGCACCAGCGGCUACGGUGGCCCAGCCUACGCCGGAGCCUGCAACUGCAUGGAAGGACGCCACGGGUUGCCAACAUGAGGUCACAGCCAGCAGUACCACUGGUGGGGGUCGGAAUCCAGGGCCGACCAAGGCCGCAGCCAAUCUCGGGAACGCCCCCGCCAGAGAUGGAACGGUGUGACAGCAAAACCAUCCAGCAGACCUGCUCCCUGUUUGGCCUGGAUUUGGAGAGGCCACCUCCUGUACCACCAAGCCGUCCAUACACUGUCAGUGGCAACACAAAGCUGGGCUACCCCCAGACCCGAGUGAUGAAGAUGAACUACCCUGAAGAAUCGGCGGGCGAGGUGAAGCUGCCCAAGAGUGAGACCGUGGUGGUUGUGGGCGCCUCGCCUCGGCGCGGUCAUCUGCUCGUCGAAUACAAAGGGCAGACAUACCACGUGCCAUACCAGUUCCUCGAGCUCAAGCCAUCGCAUCCUAGCAAUCCGGCCAGCACUAGCGGCCCUCCUGCAUCCGGAGUCAACAUAUGAUUCUGUGUUCUUUUUAUUCAUGCAAGAACUGCCUGGUGCCGUGUUGCUCGCUUCGAUUCAGUCCUUCAAUGCAGUGCUACGAACUGACAGCUUUUGUGCUGGAACAUUCUGGUCUCAACGGAGUGGGUACUGAAGGGAACCGUCAUCUGCUCUUGACUUGCACACGCAAGCCUGCAACCUGAACGAGGUUCAGGUUGAUGCUUACAAGUUGUAUCAGUUUCUAAAUGAUUGGCAUUAUGACCUGGCUAACUGUAAGAGGCUCAUUCGUGACUGGUACAUUCACACUGAUGCUAACUGCAGGGUGGGUUGUUGUAGCUGUUGCUUGUGCCAGCCUAGAAGUUGCGGUUAUCCGGUGCUUUCAAGAAGUUGGUGAUACGGAGUCAUCUUGGACAAGCAGCUUCGAGUGCCUUCAAGGUUCAGCCGGCAUAAAGGCCACAGUCCAUGUGCAGCGACACUCAGAGACCCUUCAGAGCUUCAAGGUCGAUCAGAGCCACAAGCCACCUCUCAUUCCCGUAGCGUCACACUGCUGGCAAUAAUGUCUCAGUGAACCAACCGCUCGGCGCCACUUCUGUCAAUGACUAUAAGAGUGGUUGCCUCGAGAGGGUCACUGGUAACCCAACCAGCACUGUGCAGUCCUGCCUCAGUUGGAUUUGGUGAAAGCACCCUGCAGACUUAAUUGAUUGGAGCAUUUCACCAUUUGUUUACUGUGUUGUCGAUUGCAUCCUGGUGGAAGCUCUUGGAGUCCUUAGCUAGCAUAAAUGGUAUGCAAGCAGGCAGUUCAGUGCAUUUUUCAACCCUGAAAGUUGCGCUUUGAUCAACUGUGGCCGCGCUUGCCAAACUGCCAAGACACCAAAACACUCUUGUUGGAUGACAGCCCGAAGAUCAGCUUGCUGAGUGAGACAGCACAAGGGCUGACCAGUGCACCUUGCUGUGGGAGAGAGCGUGGUCAUCUUGUCAACUGAAGUGCCUCAAAAACUUCUGCGAACUGUCAACUCACCACCGAAGUAUGCAGGGUGAAUAAUGCAGUAUUUCCGCUCAGCCAGGAAGCUGCGAGUGUUCACUUUUAAAACAGAAGCAAUGGCUUUGAACGGCCACCAUGCUUGAACUGUCAUUUCAGUGUGUGUGUAGAUCGUGCCACUCACAGUGGCUGCUGUCUUGAGGUGGUCCAUAUCCAAAUGGCAUUCAUUAAUUAGUUACUGGACAAGCUCAGUAAAAAAGCAACGAAGCAAGACAGUGUUGCUCCUGCUGCAUGCAUAUUACUGCUGAUCAUUGAAAUGGUACUGAGUUUGCCCAUGUCAAGCAUGUCACAGUGCAAUUCUCUAACACACUGGAAUGCUUUGACCACUAAUUCCAGGCGAACUGACUUUUACGUUUCGGAAGUUUCAAGGAGCAGGCACUGCCAUUGAUGAAAGUAGCUUGUACAUAGUGUUUCUGUCAGGAGCAUGAGCACUGACUUCACAUUCACUUUAGUGGUGUGCUUGAGAACAUUUUGUUUUGUCUAUGCAGAGCUGUACAGACGAUUCUGCUUUGUAACUGCACUAACAUUUUUUUUUUCUCACAGUAUGUUAUCUUAAUUGCAACACAGACAGCAAUUGUUGGAAGGGCUGCAGGUGUUCUCAUAUGUCUUAUGUUAUUAGAGGAAUAAACUGCAGAGCCAUGCCACAAUGAUGUCGUUCCCUAAUGAGUCAGUUGUCAAGAGAGAUGAUAGCAGUUGCGGGCAACUACUUAUGCGAAGGGUGCUGCCUAUUUAAGUGCUAUCGAUGCAGCAUCUUUCUAGCAUGUGCAGAGGUGUAUUAACAUGCUCAUAACCCAUCAUGUUAUUGUGUGCAUGCAGUUUUGUUCUAUAAUUGUGACAAACAAAUACUCAGGUUCUUCCGUCCCAAUGGGAGUCUUAACAUGAUGCCAUCUACUCUUCGUUUUUGUCUACAAAAUGUUAAUUUAUCUAAUUGAGAAACCAUGAUUGGGUGGGUGAUGGCCACUACACAAAGCCACUUCACAAAUUUCUGCAGGUUUCUCAGAAAGAAAUGUAAAAAAACUUCAUUCUGGGCUAAGGGGUCAUUUCCGGGGUGGUUGCUCCACCAAAUUUCCAAGCAGUUUCUAAUUUCCAGGGUGUUAGAGCGAAGCUAUGCCUGUCAACACCUGACAGUUUGCCAGCAGUCAUUUUGCGCUGUUCUGUGCAAUGUCAACUAUGUUGCAUGUGUUAAGUCGAAAGGUAAAUCAUGUGCCCGUUGUUUGCAAUGUGCCAGACAUCAGAUAAGCAGCUGCAGCAGUAAGUGCACAGAGCAGCUGCUUGGGUUCCUGCACAUACGUCUGCCAGCAUGUCUGCUGCAAUCAGACGAGAUGCCACGCACACUUGUUACCUUUUACACUGGACUUUAUUGUACAUGUGGCAAUCAAAGAGACGCAGGAAGAAACUAUUGAAAGCACAGGUUCUGCAGAAGGGUUAAUUUCUGUUCAGUUGUGGCACGAAGCCUGAAAUGAAAUACAGUUAAACCUGGAUAUAACGAAAUUGACAAAUUCCCGAAAAACUUCGUUAUAAAAAGGAUUUCGUUAUAUGCAGGUUCGGCAUGAAAAUUCGAAAAAUAAACGUUUACCGUAUUUACUCGAUUCUAACGCGCCCUCAAUUGUAACGCGCACCCGUUUUCCGUUUCCGUCGAAGCACUCAUCCUCGGAAUGUCACACCAGGUACCGGAUGCGUGAAAGCGUGUCGUUUCGCACAAGCGCGUAGCAUCGGAAACGAAGAGCGAGCGUCACGAUGGCGUCGUAUAGUGUUACAGUAGAACCUCGCUGUUACGUUCCCGGGGGCUGCGUUUUCCCGGCUGUUACGUCGUUUUCGACCGGUCCCGGCACAGCUCCCAUAGAACUCAAUGCAUUGGUAACCCCGCUGUUGCGUCGCAACUGUGGGACCGUUCCCGCAUCAUACGUUGCGAACUGCCACCCCGCGCCGGCCCGAGCGGCCAUUUUGACUUUUCAUGUCGCUUGGCUUAGUGGCUUGACGAUGGCAUGCCGCCCAAAGUGCCGGGGGCGACAACUAUGACGUAUUUUCGGUUUCCGCCAGCAAAAGUAUGGCCCUUGAGAUCCGUAUUUGCUAUAUAAAGAUGGUGUCCAUGACGCGUUGUGGCCCUAAAAUUGGUUUUGGCUCAUAGAUAUUCCUUAUAUAAGGGUACGGCCACGCUAGCGGCAAAAAACGCGCGCAUCAUGCAGCGAGCGGCAAGUUACCGCGCGUCAACGCCUUGCCGCGAGGCCACCGUGGCACGCGCGUCUCGCCGCGCGGCAGCGAAGAUCUCCCGCGCUCUCCGAACGGGCGAGCAACACCGCGAGCGCUCGUUGUUUACAUGGAGAGACGACGAUCGUCGAUUGAAAACCCGGCGCGGACCGGCGGCGUUCCGGUUGUGAUGGCUCCGUGACGUCACCCUCGUCGCUCUUGAUUGGUUCUUCAUCUCGCGGCACGCCGCAUUUGCCGCAGAACCCAUUUCGCGCGGCACGCAGACCCCCGAUUCCUGCCGCUUUUGCCGUGCGUUUCUGACGCGCGUUUUUGCUGCGUGUUUUUGCCGCUAGCGUGGCGGUACCCUAAAGUCCAAGGGCGAUAACGCAGUCGCCGCGCGCCGUAUGCUGUAUGUGCGAGUGAAAACGUGCGAGGGGAGCCGACGACCGAGUCUAAAUCUCGCGCGCGCAAGAAAAGCAGGGAGGAAGCGCGCCUUCUUCCGUUGCGCUCGAGGCACCGGCGAGGGAGCGAGGGGGGAGGGGAUAGCGGGGCGGCGCGCGGUCGCGCAGGCCGUAUCUUGAAAGCGAUCUGCGUUGGGGCAGAGUCUAGCAGUGUAGGUGCGUCGGCGGCUCGUAGCUUUCUGCGUGCUAUGUGUUCUCGGCGCUCAGUUUGCGUUGAAGCGAUAGACAACAGCACGAAGGUCACUUCGCUCGCUUCUCCAGCGGCGCUUCCACACGCCGCCAGCGUUUGACCGCGUGCGUCCGCGCUCAUCGAGUCUGAUGUGCCACAGCGUGUACCAGCGCGUCGGCAACAUCAGCUGGAAAAGGAGAGAGUGCCGGCUUGGCGUGCUAGGCCAGCUGCAGCAAGCGGCAGGAUCAGAUUUGAAUGAAGAGAGGGGGAAAGGUCACGCCCGCGGCGGCAAGAU